This is a messenger RNA of Terrapene triunguis (Three-toed box turtle), 5176 nucleotides long. RefSeq names its product ring finger protein 43 (gene RNF43). Gene Ontology annotation, biological process: ubiquitin-dependent protein catabolic process; Wnt receptor catabolic process. Lineage: Eukaryota; Metazoa; Chordata; Testudines; Emydidae. The record is from RefSeq and is a predicted model, not a curated record. Bases 1400 to 3868 code for a protein of 822 amino acids. Gene Ontology annotation, molecular function: ubiquitin protein ligase activity; frizzled binding. The transcript is spliced from 9 exons.
CAGUUUUUUCUAAGCUGUUAAAAGUUGGUUUUGUCCAGGAUUUAUAGAAACAUUUCCAUCUGUUUCAGCCCCUGGAGAUUCCUGCAGGCAGACUACUCAGCAGGUUUGCAGAUCUCUCUUAAAAAUCCAUAUCUCCCUUCUCAGGAGAAUGAUCAGUGUCCCAAGUCAUUUUAGUUGCUGAAUUUCUCUAUCCCCUCUCUACAAUUAUGAAGACUCUUCAGUACUUUUUGUGUGACCUUUGGGUAGCCCAUAUGGAUUUUUUGUGUGUGUGUUGCUUUUAUUUACCAUUGUAUUAACAUGUGCUUGAAAGCAAUUACAGCAGUUCCUGAGCGUGCACAGGAAUAGCAUAAAACAAGGACAUGUUGGUAACUUUUUGCUCAAAGCCUGUGCCUAAACUUUUAAAAUGUUUUGGGGGCGUUUUUACCUCCUGGGAAUUUGAAAAUAGGUUGAGAAGCCUCUUGUUCAUCUAAUGAAUUUUGGGAACUGAAGAUCAGAAGAUAUGUGCUUUAAAACAGACUCCAAACACAGAUUACUAGUGAUUUCCUAUCCUUGUGCUGAACCAGGAGAAUAAAUCUUGAUCCCUGAGCCCAAGUGAGCGAGGCAUUUCUAACAGAACAGGGAUGUCAGGGAUCAAAUAAAUUUGGAGGACAGCCCAAUAGCAAACACUUAUUAUUUAUACUGAACUUUAAAAAUACUGCUGUAAUUAUCGAAGGGGAAUAUCCGCUCUCCUCCAACAUUAUUCUUUAAUAUGUGGAGUUGAUGGAAGACACUGAUACUUGAAAUUAACAUUAAAUCGGAAGAGCUUAUGCUCUUGGGAAUGAGAUAUGUGGAGAAGAUAACUAGCUGGAGAAAAGGCCAAGUGCAUCUAAGAUUGAUGUGUUCGACCUGCUGAUCAUCCUGAAAUGUAAUCCUGAAAGGGCAGGAGCUAUAGAGACACUUCUUGCAUGGCAGAGACUCGCUCUGUGAUUAGCUCAGGCAGGACUGAAAUGCUACAUAGUGUUGUUGUAUGUCCUGGCUGGGUUUUUUUAAUGCCCGUUUGUUCAGUUUAUAUUGAUCUUUCUGGAUUUAUCCAUUGGAGGAGAAGGAGAAACGUCUGAUUUAGAUUGUUGGUGUUUUGUUUUUAAUUUUGUUAAGGCCCCACAGGCCUUUGGGCACGUGGCACCAAGGAAGAGAAACCAUUAUGGUGAGAAACAGAAGAGGAACCCUAUAAGGAGUGCCAGGAGGAAGGGGCUGUAGGUUCCUGAGCCCCUCUCCUCUCCUUCCCAUCUGCCCCACUGACUGGAAACACACAAAAGCUCUAUACUUAACCAGCUCUGUCAACUGUUGGAACCUGCUGGUGGGGUGAGGACGCAUUCCUGAGCGAUAUGUGUGGCCGAAGUGCACUGCUGCAGCUGGUAGCAUGAGUGCUGGCCCCCAGCUGCAGCUGGCUGUCCUCUGGCCUUGGCUGCUAAUGGCUACACUGCAGGUCGGACUUGGCCAUACUGGGCUGGCACUGGCAGCGGAGUCAGAGAGGUCAGCAGCACAGAAGGCUAUUAUUAGGGUGAUCCCCUUAAAAGUGGAGCCAAUCACAUUGGAAGGGGUGUUUGCUAAUGUUGCUGAGGUUACUCCAGCAGAAGGAAAAUUGCUGCAGUUCCACCCGCUGUCUCUGUGUAACACCAGUGAGGACGAGCACACCGGCUCCGGCUUUGUCACUAUUGUCAAACUCGAGCGGCCCGAUCGAGAUCUGCACCCCUGUCUGUCAUUGGCCAACAAGGCGAAGCUAGCAGGGGAGCGGGGGGCUCGUGCCAUCCUCUUCGACAUCACAGAUGAUGAAAGUGCUGCUGACCAGCUGAGGAAACCCAGGGGCCUGACUCAGCCUGUGGUUCUGAUCCGGGGCCAUGAUGCUGAGCUUCUGAUGGGCGUCGUGAACAAGAAUCGAGAAGCACAUGUGAAGAUUGAGGUUAAAGAGCAGCCAGCAUGGCCAGACUAUGAUGUGUGGAUUCUUCUCACAGUGCUGAGCACUGUCAUUGUGAUCGUUCUGAUUUUUGUCGUUCGCACCAAGUGUCACUGGAACAGGACUCAGGACUCCUUGCAGCAGCAGACCAUGCAGGCGAUCAGCCAAUUGGCCAUCCGGAAGUACCAGGCCCGGUGCCGACAGGCCGCCCUAAGGGAUUCAGCCAGCAGCUGCAGCUCAGCCCCCGUCUGCGCUAUCUGUCUGGAGGAGUUCAGCGAGGGCCAGGAGCUGCGGAUUAUUUCCUGUUCCCAUGAGUUCCACAGAGAGUGUGUCGACCCCUGGCUGCAGCAGCACCACACCUGCCCGCUCUGCAUGUUCAAUAUCAUCGAGGGGGCUGCCUUUGCCCAGCCUGCACAUUUGAGGCAGAAUUCCCAGGAUCUGGAACCUGGGCAGCGGCUUCACCUCUUCCGGCAACACCCAGGACACGCCCUGUAUCACCUCCCAGAGGCCCACCCCCAGCGGCGGCUCAGGAACUUUGCUUCGCAGCUCCCCCAUGGCAACCCCUUCUUCCAUUCCCCAGAGCUCUCCCAGUUGGAUUUCAGCACCAUGCACUAUUUGCCAUACAGGCCAGUGGGCUCCAGGGCCACAUGCAGCCAUCAGCCCUCUCUAGCCCAAGGCCUAGGGAAUGAGCAGCACCGAAAAUCUCGAGCAUGUGGGCAGAUGCCAUCUUCUCACAGGACCUGCCCACUUCAGCACCAGGCCCGUUGCCUGGGAUUCAGGACGGCGGUAGUCCCGAGACAGCACCACGCUGCCCCUCUUCGUCGGGGAACCACUCAUGGGAGACAGCACAACAGCAGUGUCUCAGGGGAGAGCUAUCUCACAGAGCACAGUGGGUACCUGGCUGAUGGGCCAGGCAGUGACUCCAGCUCUGGACCCUGUCAUGGCUCCUCCAGUGAUUCUAUGUUGAAUUGCACAGAUGUCAGCCUCCAAGGCAUCCAUGGGAGCUGCUCCACCUUCCGCAGCUCCCUGAGCAGUGACUAUGACCCCUGGGUGUACUGUAGCUCCACUGACAAUGGCCAGGAGCAGCUGCAGCCUCCAGGGGAGCCAAGGCCGAGGUCUUUGGACUGGAAGGAGACUGGCAGCACUGCAUUAGCCAAGAAUCAGAUACUGAGUCAUGUCCAUUAUCACCACCACAGGCACCAUCACUACAGGAAAGACCUAGAGUGUCCAUCUGGGAGAUCAGGCCAGGAACCCAGCCAGCGUAAGCCCCGGUUUGCUGGGGCUGUGCCCAGUGCUCGGACACAAAAGAGGACUGAGAAAACUCGUCACUGCAAACAGCCUCUUGAAAGCAGCCCAAUGUCCCAGGCUGCAUCUGUGUCAGGACAGCUCUCCUGUGUGCAUCAGGGACCUGACCUCUCAAAGCACCUCUCCUCUUCUGCAGACGGGUCUGACUUCAGCUGGGUGGCCAGUAGGCAAGCUGGAGCAGCUGGUCCAUUGUCUUUCCCGCUGUCACAGAAACAUGGCUUACAAAGCCGUCACCACAGAAGGAAACGGAAGUGCCGCCCGGAGCCUGUUCUGGCUCACCUUUCAGAGGACUCAGACGUGCACAAAGACUGCAAUGUUCACAUUCACUAUGGCCACUCCCCUGGCUACUGCUGCUCCCCAGAAGUUCAGCCACUGUUGCCAACGGCCCCUAUGCCCUAUUGCUCAGGCUCUCAGGUGGUUUGGAAGUGCCGAGUCCCGCCCUCCAACUUGGAGUCCCAGCAGCAGGACAAGGACCUAUCAGAAUGGGAGGGGAAACCCAUGUAUCCAGUUGAUUUCUCAGGGACAGGCACCACAGAAGACAACACAAGUCUUUACCUCCCCUGCCAAACGCUGCAACACAAUCAGGGAUCCAAGGAGGAGAUCCAAGAUGUGUACGAACAUUCUGUUUAAUGAAAGAUGAACUCAUCUGCAUACUACAGAGAGCCAGAGUGGACAAAACAUUCAGGAAACGAACAAGAACUGGAAUCAGUGACUUAUUUCCUGUAUCUCUGAGCAGGUAGUGUAGUAACAGUCCUAGUCUGCCCCACGCUGAGAAACAAAAUGUGCUGGUAACCUCCAUGAUGCCCCCUCCUGCCUGCUCCCCGCCCACUUUACUAUAUUGUGGUCACACAAAACCACCACUCCUCUCUCUUUUUAAGGCACGGACAGCACACACUGAUCAGAAGACACUCUGGGGGCAUGGACUUACUCAUUCCAACCCUGUGUCCAGUGUUCGUUAUCUGGAGAGCCUGCUGGGUAGACAUAAACCGGUAUUUUGGCAUGGUCACAAACCUGUGGGAGUUCGGAGGCUUUUGGAAAUGGGCAGACCCAUUAUGAGACUAAAAGCUGCAGAGAUGACAUUCUAUAGCCAAAGAGCUCCUGCCUUUUUCAUUUCCUCACUUAGGUCAAAGUCAGGCCAGCCUACUUCACUAACCCUGAAUACUCUUAUUUCUCCAACUUAAGCACAAGAUACUCUCUUCCAUUUCUACACUGCAGGAGCUCUCUUAGGUCUUGACCCUGCAAGAUGCUUCCAUUGACUGCAGUGGGAAUUGAGGGUCCCUGUCCCUUCAGCUGAGGCCAGGGUGGGGACAACUUGUAUUUUUGCCCAUACUAGGAUCCAGCUGGAGGAGCAGUGAGGACAUUCAGGAUUCUGCUAGCAUUUCCAGGAAAGAGCUGGGGCUGAGAAUCUUCUCAGAAUCCAUUACGUUACCUGGAAAUGUUAUUAGAUUCCUCAUUCAUCACUUAAGUCUUUGCUUAUUAUCAAAGUAGUUAUAAAGGCCAGCCCUGUAACUGUGCUGAGUAGCUCACUUGUGGUGCAUGUUUCAAAGCCUCUCUAAGCAUCUUUUUGGAAAGCAUGGGAAUCAUGGAGAAAUGAGAGACUAUCCUCUUCAUCCAUGAGCCAGCAUGGGUCCUCCUUCUCUGCCUUCCUCAGCGUGAUCAUUGCCAUCAUCAUCACAUGACACAGUGAGACGCACACUGAAGUCCCAGGGAAAGCAUCUGGGACAGUAAAUGCUCAGUAGAGCCCCAUCCCAACUAACAUUUCUGGAAACUUAAGCUCCUUUCAGUGACCUGCAAAAGAAUUCUUCAAAAUCAGCUGUGUCCUUUUCUAGCUUCUUUCUGAUGGAGACAUUGGGGAAAAAUUGGGGAGGUUUUUUUGUUGUUGCUUGUAUUUAUCUUAGAAAUCCAGGAAUUCAUGGAUUCACAAGUGUUAAGGCCAGA